AUGAAUAAUCCUUCACAAGAAGCCCGAAUUAUCUCAGCUAUCGAAACUCUUUCUAAAUCCAAAAAGAUAAGUCGUCGGAGUGUUGCUAACCUUUACAAUAUUCCUGAAUCAACACUUCGAACUCGAAUCAAUGGUUCAACCCCGCUACAAGAACGUCGACCAGCAAACCAUAAAUUAACUAAACUGGAAGAGGAAGUGAUUCUUCGAUAUAUUCUCGAUAUGGAUGCACGAGGAUUUGUCCCUCGAGUGAGUGGUGUGGAAGAUAUGGUGAACGAUAUUCUCGAUACUCGUGGAGCACACCAUAUUGGAAAGCUCUGGGUGCAUCGAUUCGUACAACACCAGCCAGAAUUAAAGAUGCGUUUUAAUCGCGUUUAUGAUUUUCAAAGAGCCCUCUGCGAAGAUCCUGAGCUUAUUGAAGGGUGGUUUCGAUUAGUAGAGAAUAUGCGGGCUAAAUAUGGCAUUCAAGACUCCGAUUUUUAUAACUUCGAUGAGACAGGCUUUAUGAUGGGUAUUAUAAGUGCUGGUAUGGUAGUUACUCGAGCUGAUCGAUAUGGUAGAGGCAAGGCAGUUCAGCCAGGCAAUCGAGAAUGGACUACAGCGAUUGUAAGUAUCAAUAAUGUGGGAGAGAGUAUUCCUCCAUUUUUAGUGGUUAAGGGCAAAAACCACCUUUCAAGUUGGUAUACUGAGAGUGAUCUCCUACCUGAUUGGGUUAUCAAAACCACAAGUAAUGGAUGGACGAACAAUGAGACAGGUUUAGAGUGGAUCAAACACUUCAACAAGCAUACUAUUGCUCGAAAAUAA
This is a messenger RNA of Sclerotinia borealis F-4128, 801 nucleotides long. NCBI's taxonomy places the organism in Eukaryota, Fungi, Ascomycota, Leotiomycetes, Helotiales, Sclerotiniaceae. The record is from the annotation of a GenBank genome assembly.